GGUCCUCAUAGGGACAUAUAUGCCACAAAUGAGCAGUUACUUGGGAAACAAUUGAGGCAACAUCAUGUAUUCUUCUACAAAACCUGUAACUCCGACAAUAUCAUUGGCCUUUUUUUCCCUUCUCUUCAGCGUUGCCCAGUCCUCUUGUAGUCUCCAUUUCUUUGAAAUGGCCAAGACUAUAAACAUCACGCAAUGCAAGAAAUUGACGACAUUAGGAGCAGAAUUCGGGUGGAGCGUCUCCGGCGCCAACUCCAACGAGACGCGGAUUGACAUAAUCUUAGGAGCCAGUUUACACAGUGAAACGGGGUGGCUGGCCUGGGGGGUCAAUCCGGGAAAGAUGCCACAGAUGGUUGGAACUAGGGCCAUCAUAGGCAUCAGACAGCAAAACGAAUCCUUAGUAAUCAAUACCUAUAACAUCACCAGAGAUACCAAGCUCGGUUGCCAGCUCCUGCCUACAGAGAAUAUAGACGUAAAAUUCUCAAGGAUGGGAGUAAAUUACGUAGGAGAAAAACGCUACAUGAUCAUAAAUGCAACGCUAUAUCUUCCUCAUCAGGACUACAACGUUUCAAAGUUGAGCCACGUGUGGCAAGUUGGGCAUCAUGCUGAAGGCUGGCAGCCUAUGAUGCAUGCCGCGUCUCUCCAGAAUGUGGACAGCACCGAGACUCUAAACAUGACCAGCGGUAAUGCUCGGAGCGUUGGAAAACACCGGCAUCACCUUAGACAUGUGCAUGGGAUUCUGAACAUCGUAGGGUGGGGAGUAAUGUUGCCCAUUGGUGUGAUUGUCGCAAGGUACUGCAGGAUAUACCCCUUCAAUAUUGGAGAUGACACGUGGUUUUAUCUUCACGUUUCCUGUCAGAUAGCUGGCUACGUUAUUGGCACCACAGCCUGGGGCAUUGGUUUAGGCCUUGGGCAUAGUUCAAGACACUAUACCUUUCGCACCCACCGGCUUCUUGGUAUAUUCAUAUUCACGUUCGCAACUUUACAAAUUUUGGCGCUCCGUUUAAAACCGAAGCCCGACGAUGAUUACCGCAAGCACUGGAACAUGUACCAUCAUCUUCUUGGCUAUUUACUGCUCGCUGGGAUUUCUGUGAACAUAUUCCAAGGGAUCAACAUUUUGGACCAUGACGGAACUUGGAAAUGGGGUUACAUCGGAGUGCUUGUCGCUUUCGCAGCCAUUAUACUGGGGUUGGAGAUUUACACUUGGAAAAAAUUUAUAUCAGAUCAUCGUCAGCAGUCCAGAAAGGAUAGUCAAGACAACGCCGGGCCUAAUCCUGUUGGCACGUCUCCAAAUACAAAAGGCGGUACUCGGUAGACGGUAGUACUCCUCCAGCUUGAUCAACUUAGACCAAAAUCAAAUCAUUAUCUCAACUCGGAAACCAGAAGCACAAAAUGUUGUGUUUAAUUGCAUUUUGUUCAGGGUGUGUCGACUGCCAAUAAAUGGUCUAUUUUUUUAUUUUUUAUUUCUUGGGUUAUAUCUUGUCCAGUUAGAUAACCAGUACUUGAUCUCAAAAAAAAAAAAAAAACCCAGUACUUGAUCGUUUA
Messenger RNA from Carya illinoinensis, 1542 nucleotides. RefSeq names its product cytochrome b561 and DOMON domain-containing protein At5g35735-like. The record is from RefSeq and is a predicted model, not a curated record. The coding region runs from base 65 to 1312 and encodes 415 amino acids. Lineage: Eukaryota; Viridiplantae; Streptophyta; Magnoliopsida; Fagales; Juglandaceae. The transcript has 3 exons.